GCUGUUUCAUUAAUGAAACAAAGUUUCACCGAAACAAUAUUUCACAAUGGGGCCGCCAAAAAAAUCAAAAAAGGACCGUGGUGCGAGCGACAAAUUUGCUAAGAAGCGUCGCGCGGAGGAUGAGGCGUUCACCCAGCUGGUGGAAGACAAUGACAGCAUGGACAACGCCAGUGAGUCGGACGGGGUGCCCGGCGCCGCGUCAAAGAACGCCGAAACCAAUGAUGAGAACAUCAACACAGACGAAUACGGUGCAAAAGAUUAUCGCAGUCAGAUGCAACUGCGCCCAGAUCACGCCAAUCGCCCAUUGUGGGUGGCACCCAAUGGGCACGUGUUUCUUGAGUCCUUUUCACCGGUCUACAAGCAUGCCCAUGACUUUCUCAUUGCCAUCUCGGAGCCAGUCUGCCGGCCGGAACACAUUCACGAAUACAAACUGACGGCCUAUAGCUUGUAUGCAGCUGUGUCUGUAGGACUGCAAACACACGACAUUGUGGAGUAUCUGAAGCGCUUGAGCAAGACCACCAUUCCAGAAGGCAUAUUGGAAUUCAUACGCCUUUGUACGCUAUCGUACGGCAAAGUGAAGCUCGUGCUGAAGCAUAACAAAUAUUUCAUUGAGUCCCCACAUCCAGAGGUGCUGCAGAAAUUGCUUAAGGACCCGGUCAUUCAAAAGUGCCGGCUCAUACGCAGCGAGGGCGAGGGCUUUAUACAAGGCACCAUGGAUGGUAAAGCUAUUACACAGUUUGGCACCAAGUUACCGGCGGGUACUGAUAAGCCAGGGGAAGAUUCGGCUAGCACCUCAGCAGCAGCAACGGCGGGCGCCGCACCCGCAGAGGGUGCCGCUGCAACUGUUACAGUACCCGAGGACAUUACUGACUUCUACGAGAAGAUUGACAAGGAAGAGGAGGAUGAAGACGAAGCUAAUCUGAAAACGGUAUCAUUUGAGGUAUCACAAGAAAAAAUUGAGCUAAUACAAAAACGCUGCAUUGAAAUCGAGCAUCCGCUGCUGGCAGAGUAUGAUUUUCGCAAUGAUACCAACAAUCCAGAUAUCAAUAUUGAUCUGAAGCCAGCAGCCGUUCUGCGUCCAUACCAGGAAAAGAGCCUGCGCAAAAUGUUUGGCAAUGGGCGAGCACGCUCGGGCGUAAUUGUACUGCCGUGCGGCGCAGGUAAAUCUUUGGUAGGUGUCACCGCUUGUUGUACAGUGCGUAAGCGGGCAUUGGUGCUGUGCAACAGUGGCGUGUCAGUGGAACAGUGGAAACAGCAGUUUAAGAUGUGGUCCACGGCAGAUGACAGCAUGAUUUGCCGGUUUACAUCGGAGGCUAAGGAUAAACCCAUGGGCUGUGGCAUAUUAGUUACCACAUACUCAAUGAUUACACACACACAGAAGCGUUCAUGGGAGGCGGAACAAACGAUGCGCUGGCUGCAGGAGCAGGAAUGGGGCAUCAUGGUGUUGGACGAGGUACACACCAUUCCCGCAAAGAUGUUCCGCCGUGUUCUCACCAUUGUGCAGUCCCACUGCAAGCUUGGCUUAACGGCUACGCUGCUGCGUGAGGACGACAAAAUUGCGGACCUUAAUUUUUUAAUUGGUCCCAAGCUGUACGAGGCAAACUGGCUAGAGCUCCAAAAGAAGGGCUACAUAGCACGCGUGCAGUGUGCCGAGGUAUGGUGUCCCAUGUCACCGGAGUUCUAUCGUGAAUAUCUAACCACCAAGACGUCUAAGAAAAUGCUGCUCUAUGUGAUGAACCCCUCAAAGUUUCGCAGCUGCCAAUUUCUAAUAAAAUACCAUGAAAAACGUGGCGACAAGACUAUUGUCUUCUCUGACAAUGUGUUUGCCUUGAAACACUAUGCCAUCAAGAUGAACAAGCCGUUCAUCUAUGGACCCACAUCCCAGAAUGAACGUAUACAAAUCCUACAGAAUUUCAAGUUUAAUGCCAAGGUCAACACCAUAUUUGUGUCCAAAGUGGCCGAUACCAGUUUUGAUCUGCCCGAGGCGAAUGUGCUCAUUCAAAUUUCGUCGCAUGGCGGCUCACGUCGCCAAGAGGCACAGCGCUUGGGUCGCAUUCUACGCGCCAAAAAGGGUGCCAUUGCCGAGGAAUACAAUGCAUUCUUUUACACGCUCGUUUCCCAGGAUACAAUGGAGAUGAGCUAUUCUCGCAAGCGUCAGCGUUUCCUUGUGAAUCAGGGCUAUAGCUACAAGGUUAUAACACAUCUUAAAGGCAUGGACACCGAAACUGACCUAAUGUACGGAACACAGGAAGAGCAGGGCCAGCUCUUGCAGCUGGUGUUAUCUGCCUCCGAUUUAGACUGCGAAGAUGAAAAAGUGCCAGGCGAACCGGGCUAUCGUCCCAGCGGUGCUGGUGGCACGACAAGACGUAUGGGCGGCCUCAGCUCAAUGUCAGGUGGUGAUGAUGCCAUCUACUACGAGCAUCGGCGCAAGAACGUCGGCAGCGUGCAUCCUUUGUUUAAGAAAUUCAGAGGAUAAUUGACUGUUUACAGCUUAAUAAAAGUGUUUCAUUUUAA
Molecule: messenger RNA, 2514 nt
Organism: Drosophila novamexicana
Lineage: Eukaryota; Metazoa; Arthropoda; Insecta; Diptera; Drosophilidae
Gene: hay
Product: general transcription and DNA repair factor IIH helicase subunit XPB
Exons: 3
Coding region: 47-2476 (809 amino acids)
Biological process (GO): transcription initiation at RNA polymerase II promoter; nucleotide-excision repair
Cellular component (GO): nucleotide-excision repair factor 3 complex; transcription preinitiation complex; transcription factor TFIIH holo complex
Molecular function (GO): ATP binding; hydrolase activity; 3'-5' DNA helicase activity
Source: RefSeq, a predicted model, not a curated record